ACCCCAUUGGUGCUCUCAUUAUUCUCCAAGGUAGGAAACCCAUAAAUUUAUUCUAGUAAUACAUUUCUGGGUUUUGUUUGCCUUGUGUGUAUCUUUCUAUUGACGAGAAUAAUGGAAUGUUCCCAAUUCUCUGUUUUUUUGCUUUUGUCCAUUUUUGUGGGAAUUUGUUUAGCUUCUACUGAGGAACAGGAAAGGGACAGGAUUGCCAAGCUGCCAGGACAACCAGAAAAUGUGCUAUUUGCACACUACUCAGGCUAUGUGACUGUGAAUGAAGAAGCUGGGAGAGCAUUGUUCUAUUGGCUGGUUGAGACACCAGCUAGUAUUGAACCAAGUUCAAGACCACUAGUGUUGUGGCUCAAUGGUGGACCUGGAUGCUCCUCUAUUGGUUAUGGAGCAGCUGAAGAAAUUGGCCCUUUUAGAAUUAAUUCUGAUGGGAAUUCACUUUACUCCAAUCCUUAUGCUUGGAACAACUUGGCAAAUAUACUCUUCCUUGAUUCUCCUGCUGGUGUUGGCUUUUCAUAUUCUAACACAACAUCUGAUCUGUAUACAGCAGGUGACCAAAGGACAGCUGAAGAUGCAUAUACAUUCCUUGUUAAUUGGUUUGAAAGAUUUCCUCAGUAUAAGCAUAGAGAUUUCUACAUUGCUGGAGAAAGUUAUGCAGGUCACUAUGUUCCUCAGUUGUCUCAACUUGUUUACCGGAGAAAUAAAGGAAUCGAGAAUCCAGUUAUAAAUUUCAAGGGUUUUAUGGUUGGAAAUGCAGUCAUUGAUGAUUUCCAUGAUUAUAUUGGAACAUUUGAGUACUGGUGGGUCAAUGGUUUGAUUUCAGAUUCCACAUAUAAGAAGCUGGGAAUUGCCUGUGACUUUUAUUCUUCUGAGCAUCCACCAGAGAAUUGUGUGGAAGCUCUCGAACUUGCAACUUUGGAGCAGGGAAACAUUGAUCCAUAUAGCAUUUAUACACCAGUAUGCAAUGAUAUAGCAGCAAUCAAACGCCGUUUGGGGGGUCGCUAUCCAUGGUUGUCUCGAGCAUAUGAUCCCUGUACUGAGAGGUACUCUACCUUGUAUUUCAAUCGUCCAGAAGUUCAGAAGGCACUUCAUGCCAAUGUAACUGGGAUUCCUUAUUCAUGGGCAGGAUGCAAUGAUGUUAUUGUGGAAAAUUGGGGUGAUUCUCCGCUAUCUAUGCUUCCAAUAUAUCAAGAACUUAUUGAAGGUGGUAUCAGAAUAUGGGUAUUCAGUGGAGACACUGAUUCAGUAGUUCCUGUAACCGCGUCUCGGUAUUCAAUCCGUGCCUUGAACCUAUCUACCAUCAUCAAUUGGUACGCUUGGUAUGAUAAUGACGAGGUUGGUGGCUGGAGUCAAGUUUAUGAGGGGCUUACAUUGGUUACAGUAAGAGGGGCAGGGCACGAGGUUCCACUUCAUAAACCCCGCCAAGGUUUUAUCCUUUUCAAGACAUUCUUGGAGGACAAGAACAUGCCAUUGCCAAUUGAUAGAAGCCUUAGUGGCCCAACUGAUAAAUCACUGAACAAGAACAUUCGGUUGGCUAGGCCCAUACGCAAGAUCACUAUGCCAUCAUCGACGCAGGGCUUUACUUAUUAGAUUUCUAUCUUUGUUGUUCUACAAUAAAACACCCCUUCUACAAUAAAACACCCCUUUCUGCACCGAUUUAGAGGGGCUAUGUAUUUUGUUAUAUAAGUGAUCUUAAUAAUUUAAGAGGGGUGAAUUAAAUUAAAAAAUUUCUCGUUUAA
Messenger RNA from Glycine soja, 1742 nucleotides. RefSeq names its product serine carboxypeptidase-like 27. The coding region runs from base 112 to 1593 and encodes 493 amino acids. Gene Ontology annotation, cellular component: vacuole. Lineage: Eukaryota; Viridiplantae; Streptophyta; Magnoliopsida; Fabales; Fabaceae. Gene Ontology annotation, molecular function: serine-type carboxypeptidase activity. The record is from RefSeq and is a predicted model, not a curated record. Gene Ontology annotation, biological process: proteolysis. The transcript is spliced from 9 exons.